AUGCUCUUCUCCGCUGCUCUCCUCGCCCUUCUGCCGGCCGUGCUGGCGGCUCCGGCCGCUGAGCCUGCGGCGGCGGCGGCGCAGCUCGACAAGCGGGCGCCCAUCAUUGCCGCCCGCGCCGGCCAGGUCGUGCCCGGCAAGUACAUCAUCAAGCUCAAGGCUGGCGCCGACGACAAGGCCCUGGAGCGCGCCGUGGGCAAGCUUGGCAAGGACAAGGCCGAGCAUGUCUACAAGAGCAGGAAGUUUAAGGGCUUUGCUGGCAAGAUUGAUGCUCCGUUGCUUGAGGAGUUGAGGAAUCUGCCUGAGGUCGAGUAUGUCGAGGAAGAGGCCAUCUUCACCAUCAACCGAUACGUCUCGCAGACUGGUGCCCCCUGGGGCCUGGCGCGCCUGUCCACCCGGACCCGGGGCUCAACCACCUACACCUACGACGACAGCGCCGGUGCUGGUACCUGCUCCUACGUGAUUGACACGGGCAUCUACACCGCCCACUCGCAAUUCGGCGGCCGCGCGACCUUCGCCGCCAACUUCGUCGACAGCUCCAACACGGACGGCAACGGGCACGGCACGCACGUCGCGGGCACCAUCGGCUCCAACACGUACGGCGUGGCCAAGAAGACGCGGCUGUACGCCGUCAAGGUGCUCAACGCCAGCGGGUCGGGGACCACGUCGGGCGUCGUGGCCGGCAUCAACUUUGUCGCCACCGACGCGCCCAACCGCAGCUGCCCCAACGGCACCGUCGCCAACAUGUCCCUUGGUGGUGGCUACUCCGCGUCCAUCAACAAUGCUGCUGCUGCUCUGGUUGAUGCGGGUGUCUUCUUGGCGGUUGCGGCCGGUAAUGAUAACGCCAAUGCCGCCAACUACUCGCCUGCUUCUGAGGCCUCGGUGUGCACCGUCGGUGCGACGGAUAGCAGCGAUCGCAAGUCGAGCUUCUCCAACUAUGGCUCGGUGGUUGAUGUCUUUGCUCCUGGCACGUCGAUUCUGAGCACGUGGAUUGGUAGCACCUCGGCUACUAACACCAUCUCGGGCACGUCGAUGGCCUCCCCGCACAUUGCUGGUCUCGGCGCAUACCUCCUUGGCCUCCUCGGCCGCCGCUCCCCUGAGGCUCUGUGCUCGUACAUCAAGAGCACGGCCCAAAGCGGUGUCCUCUCCGGCCUGCCCAGCGGCACCCCCAACCUCCUUGCCUUCAACGGCAACCCUUCUGCUUAA
Messenger RNA from Canariomyces notabilis, 1206 nucleotides. RefSeq names its product subtilisin-like protein. Lineage: Eukaryota; Fungi; Ascomycota; Sordariomycetes; Sordariales; Chaetomiaceae. Gene Ontology annotation, molecular function: serine-type endopeptidase activity. Gene Ontology annotation, biological process: proteolysis. The transcript is spliced from 4 exons. The coding region runs from base 1 to 1206 and encodes 401 amino acids. The record is from RefSeq and is a predicted model, not a curated record.